This is a messenger RNA of Rhopilema esculentum, 3185 nucleotides long. Its product is annotated as GMP synthase [glutamine-hydrolyzing]. Gene Ontology annotation, cellular component: cytosol. Lineage: Eukaryota; Metazoa; Cnidaria; Scyphozoa; Rhizostomeae; Rhizostomatidae. Gene Ontology annotation, molecular function: GMP synthase activity; GMP synthase (glutamine-hydrolyzing) activity; ATP binding. The record is from RefSeq and is a predicted model, not a curated record. Gene Ontology annotation, biological process: GMP biosynthetic process.
CAAUCAACUCACGUGAACAUUUUGAUGGUGUAAUUGGAACUUCAUUUGUGGUCCAAAGUAGCGUGCCAGGGACAUAAUUCUGCAAAAUGAACAAUGAUAUAGAUAUGGAAGAUGCAGAAAAUGGUCCUGAAAGUGUUGUUAUUCUUGAUGCUGGAGCACAGUAUGGAAAGGUGAUUGAUAGAAAGGUUCGUGAAUUGAAUGUAAAUACUAUCAUUCUUCCAUUGGAAACUCCAGCAAAGACAAUUAAAGCUAAGGGUUACAAGGCCAUUGUCAUAUCAGGUGGACCAGGAAGUGUCUUUGAUCCUGCGGCACCAAAAUGGGAUGAUGAAAUUUUCAACAUUGGAGUUCCGGUACUUGGAAUAUGUUACGGAAUGCAGGCAAUGAAUGUUUCCUCUGGUGGAAUCGUGGAGCAAGGUAAAGUGAGAGAAGACGGACAGUUUAAAAUCAAAGUCGACAAGAAUUCUGACUUAUUUAGUGGAUUAAAUGAGGAGCAAGACGUUUUAUUGACACAUUUUGAUCAUGCAACAAGGGUUGCACCUGAUUUCAAAGUAACUGCAAAAUGUGGAAAUAUUAUCGCAGCUAUUGAAAAUCACUCGAAGAAGCUUUAUGGAGUGCAAUUUCAUCCCGAAGUUGAUCUAACUGAAAAUGGGGUUGAUAUGAUGCGAAAUUUCUUAUUCAAGGUCGCUGGAUGCUGCCCAGAGUUUACGAUCACGAGCAGGGAAGACGGGUGCAUAGAGGAACUCAAGAAAGAAAUCGGCCCAGUCAACAAAGUCCUUGCUUUGCUCAGCGGUGGAGUUGACUCAACUGUUUGUGCAGCAUUGCUUCACAAGGCAAUCGGAGCUGAUCGUGUUGUUGCUGUUCACAUUGACAAUGGAUUUCUAAGAAAAGAUGAAAGUACACAAGUCGAGGAGUCGCUAACUAGAAUAGGGCUAAAGCCGAAAGUUGUAAAUGCACAGCAUACGUUCUAUAAUGGAUCAACAGAAAUAACUCUCAAACGCAAUGAUAUAAACAUUCGCCAAAAUACUGGGCCACUUCACAGCGUUUCAAAUCCGGAAGAGAAACGAAAAAUCAUUGGGGACAUGUUCGUUAAGGUCGUUGAUGCCACAAUGAAAGAUCUUAACUUGGAUCCCAAGAGCACUUUGCUGGCCCAAGGCUCUCUUCGCCCGGACCUUAUUGAAAGUGCUUCGAUCUUAGCCAGCGGAAAGGCUGAUGCAAUUAAAACUCAUCAUAAUGAUUCUGAACUGGUUCGAGAGCUGCGUAAACAGGGACGUGUUGUAGAGCCUUUAAAAGAUUUCCAUAAAGAUGAAGUCCGCACUCUCGGCAAAAACUUAGGAUUACCUGCAGAGAUCGUCCAGAGACACCCUUUUCCCGGCCCUGGAUUGGCAAUUCGCAUUUUGUGUGCUGAUGAACCAUUUAUAUGUAACGAUUUCGCGGAGACGAACACAAAGCUUGGUUUUAUAGUAGAUUAUUCAAACGCCGUAAACAAGCGUCAUCCCUUACUUGCAAAGAUUCAAGAGCAACUCUCCGAAGCGGAGCUGCAAAGAUUGAAAGAAAUAAGCUCAUCGUAUUCUGUUGGAGCGACGCUGCUCCCUAUAAAGUCCGUCGGAGUUCAGGGUGAUUGUCGCACGUACAGUUAUGUUGCUGCAAUCUCAAGUGACUCACAGCCGUCAUGGUCAUCACUUAUGGUAUUUGCAAAAAUAAUCCCAAAACUGUGUCAUAACAUUAACAGAAUUGUUUACGUCUUUGGACCAAGAAUAGCUCAUCAACUGCAAGACGUUACUCCAACUUUUCUGGUGCCGAACGUUCUGGCCACGCUACGCCAAGCAGAUUAUCUAGCAAAUACCGCUUUACUGGAGAGCAACAAGAUGAGUUGUGUCAGCCAAAUGCCAAUAAUUCUUGUUCCAUUACACUUUGACCGUGACCCCAUUAUGAGGCUGCCUUCGUGCCAGCGAUCUAUAGUCAUCAGAACGUUUAUUACAAAUGAUUUCAUGACUGGCAUAGCAGCAACACCCGGCAAGCAGAUACCUGAAGAGCUUCUUAUGAAGAUUGUGGAUAGAGUGAAAUCUGUUCCUGGUAUCUCAAGAGUUAUGUAUGAUUUGACUUCGAAGCCUCCUGGUACAACUGAAUGGGAAUAGUCAGCUUCAAACAUUUUUCCUUAGCAAGGCGAUGGUACUAUAACAUUCAAAAUCAAACAAUUUGUAAUGCUAAAAAGAUGGUGAGAAGUGGAGACAAAAAAGGCACAGAAAAUGGAAAGACUUUUUUAGUUGUUAUACUUGAAACGCUUUAUCUUAUAAUUAGACUUCAUCUUUUUUCUCUUAAGGUUCUUUUCAUUGUUAAGAAUUUUAUUAGUGAAACAUUUUUAGUGGUACAAAAUUAUGAAGACUUUGAAAAAUACAAACAUUUUACAAAAUACUUGGCGUUUUUGCCGACACUCACUCAGAGUGUAAAACGACAGACUCAGAGUCACAAAGAUCCCCAACUGUGUAUUUUUUUGCCAGCGUUAACUUUUCGACCCUGAUUCUGACGUUUUAUGCUCUGAGAAGUGUCAGACGUAAAGUUUUUAGUAUGUUGUAAAAUGUUUGCUUCCGGUUUUAAAACCAUUUUUAAUACUUAAUAGUUUUAUUGGAAAUAAAAAACCUGUACAUGAAAGAAAAAAAUGGUUCCAUCAAACCUAAGUAAUGUCCCAUUAUCAUCACAUCUUUCCCUUUGGAAUGCAACAUCUUACAUUCCCGAAAUCUGCUAAUCGUCAAUUAUAAAUUCAAAGUAAUGCUUUUUUGAGAAGUAUCAAAUAGUUAUUCAGGGAGUGCAAUAAAUUGAAAACUAUACUCAUGAUAAUGGAAAACUUUUUUGGAACAGUCAAAAUUAUUUUAAAUUGUGCCUUCUUUUAUCAAUUUCCCUUCUUUUUCCCAUUCCAUUUGCCGUUACAAUUCCCCUCGACAUUCAUUUGCUACCCAAUUCAUGUCUUCUGGCAGCUGCCCUCCUCCUUGCAAGAGUAGUCGUGGCCAUGCUAUGGAUUAAUAUAUCCUUGCCUACAUUAGGAACUAGUAGAGUUGUUUCUAUGACAAUUUAGAUUCUUUAUAAAGCGAUUAGAUGAAUGGAAAAAUAAGACCCAAUAACAAACGAACGUCUAAGGUUUGUUCUGUCAUUCUUCGUCACUAUUUUCGUAUCAUAUGAUGCUUUCCCUA